Molecule: messenger RNA, 1248 nt
Organism: Chanos chanos (milkfish)
Lineage: Eukaryota; Metazoa; Chordata; Actinopteri; Gonorynchiformes; Chanidae
Gene: sirt3
Product: sirtuin 3
Exons: 7
Coding region: 213-992 (259 amino acids)
Cellular component (GO): nucleus
Molecular function (GO): histone deacetylase activity, NAD-dependent; NAD+ binding
Source: RefSeq, a predicted model, not a curated record
UCUAUCGCAGGCACACAUUCUCAGCGAAUUUCUCACGCAGGUUCGUGGCGGGCUCCAUUUGUCCUCCAGAAAGAAGGAGUUAUCAGAGAGUCAUAGUCACCUGGCAUGGGAUUCGAGGAUUAUUUGGAGGAGGCAGUGGUAGUGCCCAGCAGCAAACUAUUGAGGACAUUGCCAGAGGAAUCAGAGAAAAAGAGUACAAAAGAAUUGUGGUUAUGGCGGGAGCAGGAAUCAGCACACCCAGUGGUAUACCAGAUUUUAGAUCUCCUGGCAGUGGCCUGUAUGAUAAUCUCCAGCAGUACAACCUACCUUAUGCUGAGGCCAUAUUUGAAAUAAACUACUUCCACCACAACCCCAAGCCCUUCUUUGCCUUGGCGAAGGAGUUGUACCCUGGCAACUAUCAGCCAAACCUAAGUCACUACUUCAUUCGCCUUCUUCACGAUAAGGGCCAGCUACUCAGGAUGUACACUCAAAACAUUGAUGGGUUGGAGCGAAUGGCAGGCAUUCCACCUAAGAUGCUGGUGGAGGCACAUGGGACAUUUGCCACAGCCACGUGUACAAUGUGUCGCAAGGAAUACAAUGGAGAAGAACUACGUCCUGAUAUAAUGGAAGGAACUGUCCCCAAAUGCCCAACCUGUAAGGGAGUUAUUAAGCCUGACAUUGUGUUCUUCGGUGAAGAGCUCCCUCCACACUUCUUCAGAUACCUUACAGACUUUCCAGUGGCAGACCUGCUUAUUAUAAUGGGCACAUCAUUGGAGGUGGAGCCCUUUGCCAGCCUGGCUGGUGCCGUUCGUGGUUCUGUAUCCCGUCUCCUCAUAAACCGAGACCUGGUUGGACCUUUUGCAUGGGGGCUGCAGCGGCACAAUGACAUAGCUGAGUUGGGUGAUGUAGUGAGUGGAGUGAAGAAACUGGCUGAUGCCCUUGGUUGGAUGCAAGAGUUGGAGGAUCUCAUGGCUCGCACCACUGACAGGGCUUUGAAGAAGAAUGAGGAAUGAAGUCUCUGACUGCAGUCUGGUAUUAGAGUUUUGUAAUUUUGUCUUGGAGUCACAGAACAGAGCUGUGCCCAGUCACUGCACCUGUCUCUGAAAUGGGCUUGUUGAGAGAGGGCUUGGUUCUGGACUCAUGUAUGCCUAACCGUAGGCCUCGUAUUUGUGAGGCCCAGAGACUCUGCUGACUGACUUAGUGUCCCAAGACAAGCUGAAAAUCAUUAUAUCAUCGUGAACAGACUGGGUCAGUUUGGUUCAACCUUCU